Messenger RNA from Stereum hirsutum FP-91666 SS1, 4565 nucleotides. Its product is annotated as ABC protein. Gene Ontology annotation, molecular function: ATP binding; ATP hydrolysis activity; ABC-type transporter activity. Bases 10 to 4389 code for a protein of 1459 amino acids. NCBI's taxonomy places the organism in Eukaryota, Fungi, Basidiomycota, Agaricomycetes, Russulales, Stereaceae. Gene Ontology annotation, cellular component: membrane. Gene Ontology annotation, biological process: transmembrane transport. The transcript has 45 exons. The record is from RefSeq and is a predicted model, not a curated record.
GUCUCCGUCAUGGACGAAAAAGAGAAGGCGGUUGAUCGCUCUGCGAACACAUCACCAGAGCACAAGCCAGACGUGGAGCUUGACGUUGGUAUCGGACGUACCUUGUAUAGGAGGGGUUGGUGGCAAUUAUGGCGGCCAAAAAACGCACCAUCGCCUGCGCCAGCCUCCUUAGACGAUGCGAAGCUCUCGCCUCUGGCGAAUGCAUCAUUCUUUUCUAUGUUGACUUACUCGUGGUUGAAUCCUAUGAUGGUCCUCGGAUAUCAACGAACUUUGCAAGCCACUGAUCUAUGGAAACUGGAUGAGACUCGACAGGCCGGCUUCCUUUCAGACAAACUCGAAGCUUCAUGGACCUAUCGGACUCAAGUUGCCGAUGAGUGGAAUGCGAGGCUUGCAUCUGGCGAAAUUCGACCAAGCCUACUGAAGCGUACGGGGUGGAAUCUACGCUCGCUGGCUCAUGUCACCGAAUAUUCAAAGACGAGGGCACAGCUGGAGAAGCAGUGGCUGGAGUUCGGCGGGAGGAGGGAGCCUAGUCUCGCAUGGGCCCUCAACGAUGUUUUUGGCUGGCGAUUCUGGUCCGGCGGAUUGUCCAAGGUCAUCGGAGACACGUCGCAGCUCAUGACCCCCUUGUUGAUUAAGGCAAUCAUCAACUUUAGUGAGGACCGCUCUAGCGCCCAAGCCAGUGGAGAAAGUGUUCCCAGUAUCGGACGAGGCGUUGGCAUGGCCAUCGGUCUUCUCAUUCUCGUCAUCAUGUCUAGCGUCUUCCAGCAUCAAUUCUUCUGGAGAUCGAUGAUGACUGGUGCGCUUGUGCGUGCUACCUUGAUUACUUCAGUGUACAACCGUGGUGUCGUCCUCACGCCAAAAUCGAGGACCUCGUUCCCAAACUCGAGGCUGCUGAACUAUAUAUCGUCGGAUAUUAGUCGUGUCGAGCAUGCAGCUCAGUGGUUCGUAACAGCUUGGACCGCGCCCAUCCAGACCAUCGUCUGCCUCAUCAUCCUCUUAGUCCAACUCGGCCCUUCGGCAUUGGCUGGAUUUGCUUUGUUCGUCCUAAUCAUCCCACUCCAAGAGCAAAUUAUGUCCGCGCAGUUCAAAAUGCGGAAAGAUUCGGUACAAUGGACAGACAAACGGGCGAAACAAAUUCUCGAGAUUCUGGGUUCCAUGAGAAUCGUCAAGUACUUCACAUACGAAGUGCCCUUUUUGCAGAGAAUUUUCUUUAUACGAAAGAAGGAACUCAAUGGUAUUCGUAAAAUACAGUUUGCGCGUUCUGCAAAUGUGGCCCUAGCCUUCAGUUUGCCCGUCCUCGCUGCGACGCUCGCGUUUGUGUGUUAUACGGGUACAUCCCACGCUUUCAACUCUGCCAUCAUAUUCUCGUCGUUCAGCUUGUUCAACCUGCUCCGUCAACCUAUGAUGUUCUUGCCUCGUGCGCUUUCGGGCAUAACAGAUGCUCACAACGCACUCAACCGCCUCACCGAACUUUUCCAUGCCGAUAUUAUGCCGGAUCAUCCCCUCACCAUAGACCCUGCACUCAAAUUCGCUGUCCAGGCGAAGAAUGCUACCUUUGAAUGGGAGGAAGCGCAGAAGGAAACCGACAGCAAGAAAUCGGGGAAGAGCAAGGAUAAGCUCAAGGAGAAAGAGAAGGAAAAGAACUUGAAGGUGGAAGCGGGAUCUACGGAGAACGUGCAGAACGAUAGACGGCCGUUCAGGGUGGAAGACAUAUCGAUGGGCGUCGAAAGAGGCACUGUGUGUGCAAUUGUCGGGCCUGUCGGUUCUGGAAAGUCGAGUCUUCUUCAAGGCAUGAUUGGUGAGAUGCGGCGUGUUAGUGGGGAUGUCACCUUCGGGGGUCGCGUUGGGUACUGUCCCCAGACAGCGUGGAUCCAAAACGCUACUUUGAGAGACAACGUUCUCUUCGGCCAGCCUUGGGAUGAAGAGAAGUAUUGGAAGGUCAUUGAGAACGCCUCGCUUCUCGCUGAUCUUGACAUGCUCCCUGCCGCUGAUCUGACCGAAAUCGGAGAAAAAGGAAUAAACUUGAGUGGCGGCCAAAAACAACGCGUCAGCAUCGCGCGAGCCCUCUAUUUCGACGCUGACGUCGUUCUUCUCGAUGACCCCCUGAGCGCGGUAGACUCACACGUCGGACGAGCGCUAUUCACACAUGCCAUUCUCGGGGCUCUUCGCGGGCAGGGCAAGACCGUCAUGCUCGUCACUCAUGCGCUUCAUUUCCUGUCGGAAGUUGACUACAUCUACACCCUCGAGAACGGCCGAAUUGCUGAACACGGAACCUAUGAUUAUCUUAUGGAGCGUGACAGUGAAUUCGCGAGGCUCGCCAGAGACUUCGGUGGCCACGACAAUGCUGCGGAGAGGAAGAGGGACGAAGAGCCGGAGGCGAAGCAGGCGACUGAGGCGGUUGAAGAGGCGGCACCGGACGUCGCUCCCGCCCACGCAUUAGAUGUCGCAGAUGUGAAGGAGAAGUCGAGGAGAAAAGAUGACCAUGUGAAAAACAAGUUGGAGGGUCGUUUGAUGGUGGCCGAGAGGCGAGAGACCGGGUCUGUAUCGUGGAAGGUUUAUGGCGAAUAUUCGAAGGCUGGAAAAGGCUAUGUAAUGGUUCCACUCAUCCUCGUUUUGUCCGUUUGCAUGCAAGCAUGCCAAAUCCUGAACUCGUACGCCUUGGUCUGGUGGCAGGGAAAUACGUUCAACCAUUCCCAGACCUUCUACCAAGUCCUCUACGCCCUGCUCGGCAUCGGCCAAUCGUUAUUCCUCCUUGUUCUUGGCAUGUGUCUCGACUUGAUGGGCUUUUGGGUAUCUCAGAACUUGCAUCACAAGGCUCUGACUCGGAUUUUCUACGCACCGAUGUCAUACUUCGAUACCAAUCCUCUCGGUCGAAUUGUCGGUAUUUUCGGCAAGGACUUCGAUUCCAUCGACGAUCAACUUCCAGUCUCCGUGAGGAAUACCGUUAUCAUCGUUGCUAUGAUGUUUGGUUCUCUCAUCCUCAUCGUCAUUGUUGAACAAUGGUUCCUAAUCGCCCUGCCAUUCCUCGUCCUCGGUUACGGAUAUUUCUACCACUUCUAUCAAACGAGUGCCCAAGAAGUGAAACGUCUGGAUGGCAUGUUACGGUCAAUUCUUUACGCCCACCUGUCGGAAUCUCUCUCUGGCUUGUCCACCAUCCGGAGCUACGGCGAGGUUGCUCGUUUUGUGCGCGACAGCAAGUACUUCGUCGACCUGGAAGACCGAGCUCUCGUUCUCACUGUCACGAAUCAACGGUGGCUGGCGAUCCGUCUUGACUUCAUGGGCUCUUUCAUGGUCCUGAUCAUCGCCCUCCUGGCCGUGACCGAUGUUUCAGGCAUCAACCCUGCUCAGAUCGGUCUCAUUCUCACGUAUAUCACCUCACUGGUACAGGCCUUCAGCGUGGUAACUCGUCAGACCGCUGAGAUAGAGAAUUACAUGAAUGCAGUCGAAAGAGUGGCACAUUACACUCGUUCCGUAGGAGGUGUGCCCCAGGAAGCGGCCUAUGAGAAGCAGGACGUCAAGCCUCCUAGCGAGUGGCCGUCACAAGGGGCGGUCGAGUUCAAGGAUGUCAGAAUGUCGUAUAGACCGGGUUUGCCUGAAGUGCUGAAAGGCAUUACCAUGAGUGUACGGGGAGGAGAGAAGAUCGGUGUCGUCGGACGAACUGGAGCCGGAAAGUCGACGUUGAUGUUGGCUUUAUACCGUAUCGUCGAGCUCAGUUCCGGGAGCAUCAACGUUGAUGGGAUCGAUAUCUCCACGCUUGGUCUCAGGGAUCUUCGGAGAGCGAUUAGCAUCAUUCCGCAAGAUCCUCUACUUUUCUCGGGCACAAUCCGCUCCAACCUUGAUCCCUUCUCUGUCUACUCUGACGCCCAUCUCUGGGAUGCCCUCCGACGCUCGUAUCUUGUCUCGCCAACUACCGAGAACACGGCUGACGCGGGGAAGUUUGGUUUGGACACGGUCAUCGAGAGCGAAGGGGCCAACUUGUCGGUAGGAGAGAGGUCGUUGUUGAGUCUUGCGAGAGCAUUGGUAAAAGACAGCAGGGUUGUUGUGUUGGAUGAGGCUACAGCAUCGGUAGAUUUGGAGACAGACGCGAAGAUUCAGAGGACCAUCCAAACGCAGUUCCACGAUCGCACUCUUCUCUGCAUUGCUCACCGAUUGCGAACAAUCAUUAACUACGACCGUAUCCUCGUCAUGAGCGAUGGCCAGAUUGCUGAAUUCGACACGCCCGUAAACCUCUUCAACAAACCCGACGGGAUCUUCCGUGGAAUGUGCGACAGGAGCGAUAUCUCGCUCGCGGACAUAGAGAAGGGAGAGAUUGAGCUCGAGCGGCUCUUGGCGGAUGCGCGAGAGGAGGCGGCGACGGAAGCGGCGUCGGAGCCAACUACGAAGGAAUAGAGGAGCGCUAAUUCUGGAAUGACUCCGAUUCCCAGGACUUUUCUCUGUCGUGUUCAGGUUCUUUGUUUUGAUCUCUGCUUUCUGUGUUACGAUCGUGACGUGUAUCAUCUGGUUCGUUUCUCUCUAGCUUCACUAUGGAAGCCUAACUUUAGCCUGUGUACUUAACGAAAUAACGC